CCGCUGACCCAAGCUCCAAGUCGGAGCUGUCCGAGUCUCCUCUUGCCAUCUGUGGCCUCUCCUCCAAACAAGCUCGGCGCCGGAUGACACUCAUGUGAUUUAAAAAAAACAAAAAAAAAAAAAACAGGCAAACAUAUAUUUAUAUAUAUAUUGACUUCUCAUCAGCGCAUUUGUGAGGACGGGAGCGUCACCCGCGGAGUGAUGUCGGCUCCCGUGAACGGCUACUUCGGCUACGGUCAAACCCCGACGCCGAACGGUGGAGCCGCUGCCCCCCGACAGAAUGGUCCAGUUCAGACAUAUACCGCCGCGUACCCCGCCAUGAGUUACUAUGGGCCCCCGCCUCAGCAACGGAACUACCACACCAUCCCGUCACACUGCACGGGCACAUCGGGCAAACCCCCCGUCGCAAACAGCGGCCGCCGUGCAAAUGACUACUACCAGAAUCACUGUCACGUAGCAGCCCCAAGCUCAGCGCCCCUUUCCCACCAAUACGCUUCUGCCAUUCCUUCCUCAGCGCCUCCGCCAAGCGGCCAUUACAGCCAAUUCCAGCAGCAACAUCCUCCCUACGCUACUCCUGCAGCUUAUUAUGGACAGAUGUCAUACCACUCACCCCCAGCUCACUCCCAGGAGCAGCAGCAGCAGCAGCAGCAGCCCACUUUGUUGCCUCCACCACCUGGUGGUCUCGGGUCCCCCCUCUAUCCCGUUGUUUCCUACCCAUCUUCGCCAGGGACGAGCCAGUACGGCACGCUCGUCUCCAACCAGACGGCCGCCCCGGUCAGAACGACACGGUACGGCAACCUUCAGCCAGGCUCUACAACAGCAGUAGCAGGAGCAGCAGUGCACCCCGGGUACAAUGUGGCCCCUUCUGCUCAGAUGGCAUCAGCCGUCAACGGUCAAGGAAGCACAAUUGCAAAGACAGCCCACCGAACCUGCAACCAUCAGCCCUCUCUAAACUACGACUCCUACGGCGGCAGCGUGAAUGGAGACCGAGCGCCCUCAGGAACUCCCACAUCAGUGCCUUCCUCACCAGCGGGCACGCAGUAUGGCUACAUUGCUAAUAGCGGCACGAGCUCGGCCUCCGGUCCGACCGCAGCUCCCUCGUCGUCUAGCUCGGAGGAUGAUGAGGACGAUGAUGAGGAGGAAGAAGAUGAGGAAGCAGGCGAUGACACGUCAUCUUCCACCACUGGGAGUGCGUCGCCGGUGCCCAAUAGCUAUGAUUCCUUGGAAGAAGGCAAUUAUCCAGAUUCCAUGCCACCUUCAGCAAAUUCGACCAAUCAAGCAUCGCCCAGGAGUAGCUAUGGUUACAGCGCCAUGCAACCGGCCUAUGGAGUAGGACCAACUUCUCUCAUGGACUCGCAGGCUUCUCGAGACCCGCUUGGACCGUCAGGCUACCAGCAGUAUCCACAGGCCUUCCCGAGCUUGUCUCAGCUGUCUGCGGCACUGGGGGGGCUCAGCGGGGUCCCGGAGCUUGAGGUGGAAGCUCUCAGGCCUGUCAACUUGCUGCAGGAGAGGAUCCUGCUCCCCCCAAGACCCCUGCAGGCCCCUGAACCCAACCUGAGCUCAGAGCUGAAGAAGGUCAACUGCAGCCCUCAGACAUUCCGGUGUACGCUGACAAGCAUCCCUCAAACACAGGCUCUGCUCAACAAGGCCAGACUGCCCCUUGGCCUCCUCCUUCACCCCUUCAGAGACUUACAGCAACUCCCAGUUAUCACGUCCAACACCAUAGUCCGCUGUCGCUACUGUCGCACCUACAUCAACCCUUUUGUUACCUUCCUGGACCAGCGACGAUGGAAGUGUAACCUCUGCUAUCGGCUCAACGAUGUACCAGACGAGUUCAUGUACAACCCGGUCACGCGGUCAUACGGCGAACCUCACAAGCGGCCGGAGGUCCAAAACGCCACUGUAGAGUUCAUCGCCUCUUCGGAUUACAUGCUGCGGCCCCCUCAACCGGCGGUGUACCUCUUCAUGCUGGAUGUUUCCCACAACGCCGUCGAAAGCGGGUACCUGAAAUAUUUCUGCGAGUCUCUCCUGGACAACCUGGAUAAGUUACCUGGAGACUCGCGCACCAAGGUGGGAUUCCUCACGUUUGACAGCAACAUCCACUUCUACAACCUCCAGGAGGGACUCUCCCAGCCACAGAUGUUGGUGGUGACUGAUAUCGAUGAUGUUUUCAUACCAUCGCAUGACAGUCUAAUGGUGAACUGGAAGGAGAGCAAAGAGUUGAUCAAAGACCUGCUGACCUCCCUCCCCGCCAUGUUCAGCGAGAGCAGGGAAACGCAGAGCGCGCUGGGCCCCGCCCUGCAGGCCGCCUUCAAGCUCAUGUCGCCCACCGGCGGGCGCGUCAGCGUGUUCCAGACGCAGUUGCCCACGCUUGGCGCCGGUUUACUGCAGUCCAGGGAGGACCCCAGCCAGCGUGCCAGUGCCAAGGGAGUGCAGCAUCUUGGCCCCGCCACAGACUUCUAUAAGAAAUUUGCACUGGAUUGCUCAGGACAACAGAUCGGUGUUGAUCUUUUUCUGCUCAGUUCCCAGUACGCUGACCUUGCCUCGCUGGCAUGUAUAGCCAAGUACUCUGCAGGCAACAUCUUCUACUAUCCCUCCUUUCAUCACAUCCACAACCCAGCCCAGUUGGAGAAGUUCCAGAAGGAUCUUGAACGCUACCUCAGCAGAAAGAUGGGCUUCGAGGCAGUCAUGAGAAUACGUUGCACUAAAGGUUUAUCCAUCCACACGUUCCACGGCAACUUCUUUGUGCGCUCCACCGACCUGCUGUCCCUCGCUAACGUAAACCCGGACUCUGCUUUCGCCGUCCAGCUGUCGAUCGACGACUCGCUCGUCGAUUCUUCUCUGGCCUGCUUCCAAGCAGCUCUGCUCUACACUUCAAGUAAAGGGAAGCGUCGUAUCCGCGUCCACACGCUUUGUCUGCCUGUAGUCAACCAGCUGAGCGACGUGUACGCCGGUGCCGACGUCCAGGCCAUUACAUGCCUGCUGGCCAACAUGGCGAUUGACCGCUCCGUAUCGUCCAGCCUGCCGGAUGCCCGGGACGCUCUGAUGAACGCAGCGGUGGACUUUGUGAGCGCCUACAAGAGCAACGUGUCCAACCUGCAGCAUUCCGGCCUCGUGGUGCCAGCGGGCAUGCGGCUUCUACCACUUUACAUCCUCUCUCUGCUUAAACAGAAAGCGUUCCGUACAGGAACGAGCACACGCCUGGACGAGCGCGUCUUUGCCAUGUGCGAGUUCAAGACGCAGCCGCUCCAGCAGCUCAUGCGGAUGGUUCACCCUGACUUGUAUCGCUUGGACAACAUGUCUGACCAGGGGGCGCUCCACCUCAACGACAGGCUUGUCCCGCAGCCUCCACUCCUCCACUUGACUGCGGAGAGGCUGAGCCGAGAUGGAGCUUUCCUCAUGGACUGCGGCAGCGUAUUUUACCUGUGGAUUGGCAAAUGCUGCAACGAGACGUUCAUCCGAGACCUUUUGGACUACCCCAACUACGCUUCAAUUCCCCCCAACAUGGGUUGCAUUCCCGAGCUGCAGACGCUGCUGUCGGAGAGGGUGCGAGCGUUCCUAGACUGGUUGCAGGACAACAGAGCCUUCAGCUGCAUCUUGCACGUCAUCAAGGACGACGCCUCGGCCAAAGCGACCUUCUUCCGGCACCUGGUGGAGGAUCGCUGCGAGUCGGGCUCCUCCUACUGUGAGUUCCUGCAGGACAUCCAGCAGCAGGUAUCCUAGUCGCGGGCACAUGAUUGUAGUGGAACACUGGUGCAGUUGGACCGGACAGGGGACGCGGGGGGCGAGGGCAAGACCAGAAACCACACAGGAACCUCUCCCGCUGCCCUGUAACUUCUCCUUGAAAUGGGACAAGAAUGGAAAACGGAGCCAAGAAGAUGCCACUUUGUCGUAGCGCUGUACUAUUGUUUUGUUUUUGCGUUGUUUUUUUGUUUUGUUGUUUUUUUUUUUAAAGAUUUUACUGACUACUGAAAACGAUGAUGGGAAGCAUUUCACUGGCAUGCGCUCUGGAAUAUCUUCCUAUCGGGAGGAACUGAUAGCAUUUGGGUGUUGGAUACCUUCAUUGACCAAUUGUGGAGAGAGGAAGAAAAAAAGACCUCCUUGUCAACAACUUUUUUCCCCCCAAUACCAGUCACUAAAUGUAACUAUCUUCUUUGUAACUACUGAGAAAAAAUCUUUUACAGAUGAUAAUUUAUGAAUCUGCUCAUUAAAUAAAAAAAUGACAAACCCAAC
Messenger RNA from Syngnathoides biaculeatus (alligator pipefish), 4233 nucleotides. RefSeq names its product SEC24 homolog B, COPII coat complex component (gene sec24b). Gene Ontology annotation, biological process: endoplasmic reticulum to Golgi vesicle-mediated transport; COPII-coated vesicle cargo loading; intracellular protein transport. Gene Ontology annotation, molecular function: SNARE binding; zinc ion binding. Gene Ontology annotation, cellular component: COPII vesicle coat; endoplasmic reticulum exit site. The coding region runs from base 202 to 3723 and encodes 1173 amino acids. The transcript is spliced from 24 exons. The record is from RefSeq and is a predicted model, not a curated record. Lineage: Eukaryota; Metazoa; Chordata; Actinopteri; Syngnathiformes; Syngnathidae.